CCACGUCACACGUUUUAUAUCGUUAGCUCCGGUACACUGAGAGGACCCGAGGGAUCAACACGAGAUUGAAAACAGAACAUUUUCUUUUCAUACGUGUUGAUAAUUGAUAGCAGGGGGCUACUAUUUACCGAUAUACACCGAACUGCAGCGAUGAAGUCCAAGAAGAAGAAGAGACAGGAUGACUUCCAGAAGGUCAAGUUAAAGGUGGGGAAGACGAAGCCCAAAGCUGAUAAUGCCACCAACACCAACUUCCGCUCAAAGGGAAUUAAUAUAACCGAACAGCUGAAGAGAGACACAAGUGGCCCCACCACGCACAGACACCUUGGUAUCAAUGACCUCCUGUCUCAGCUCCACCAUUACAGUGCCAAUAUAAAACACAGUGCCUUGUUGGGUUUGAAAGAGUUGCUGUCGCUCAAUCCGUCUCUGUUGGAGCAGCAUCUGUCUCGCCUGCUUUCUGAAGUGGCAGCUGUUUUCACAGACAAGGAUGGCAACGUUCGUGUGGCAGCUACUCGUGUGCUCAGGUUCAUUGCACAGUCUGUGCCUGCAGAACGAGUGGCUCCAUUUUACCCCGUCCUCAGUGCCCACCUAUCUUGCGCCAUGACCCACAUCGAGGCAAGCAUUCAGGAGGACGCCAUGAAGAUCCUGGAUGUGUUGCUGGAACACUACGCUGCUCUGCUAGCAGCACGGCCUGCGGUACUCAUCACUAACUUCCUAGAGUUGAUCUCUCACAGACAAAGCAGUGGAGGAGCCAACAAGGCCCAGGAUGCUAAGGGAUGGACCUGGGCACUGUCAGUCAACCCUAGCAGGGCUGUGACUAGUCAGCAGUGGCGGCUCUCUGUGCUCCUCAGGCUUGGACGCUUUCUGCAGGCAGUAGUUGAGGAAAGACCGGUGGAGGAAAGUGAUAUUUUUAUCCCAACUGAAGGAGCAUUUGGCCCCAGUGGAGAGGGCAAGCUUACACCUCUGUAUCUCAACUGGGAAGAACUCACCUACAGCAAGGUUGGAGUGAAGGUGUAUGAGCAUUCUGGGGCCAAACCAACCCCCCAGUCCACCUUUAGACUCAGAGCGGAGGUGAACCAUGGACCCACGGUGAGUGAGGAUCUGGACUCAGCUGAGGCUGUUCAGAGCUUUGCAGCCACAAUGGUGCCUCUUCUGCUUGAAGUGUGGGUAGAAGCCAGCACCAGUGACUGUCCCUGGAACUCCACUGAGGGCGCUCACCUGCUCGGCCUAGAUGCCAUGUCGGUAAUGUUCCAGGUUUUGUCUAUUCUGCAAAUGGUGAGAAAACUGGCACCGCGGAGGGAGCACCAGGAGGCACUGGAUGCAUGGUUCUACAAAGAAUACCUCCGAGAUUUCAAGCAGCACUUCAUGAAAAACUUUCCCUAUGGUUCUCGGGACACACCAAAACAUAGAAAGAAGGUGGAUCUCAAAAGGAGUAAGCAGACUGCAGCCGUCCCAGGAUUGACAGUGGAGCCUCUGGCCCUAAACAUCACACUGUGCCAAGUCAUGGUGUCCCUCAGCCAGAGGCAAGGACUCGGCCGAGAGACGGAUGGAGACUGGCUGACACCUCUCAGGACGUUUGUCCGAGACACUCUGGGCAGCGGAGUGAAACUGAGCUACAGGCAGCUCCACAUGCUGCUGGGUACUGUGUGGAAGAUGGUGUUCACACAGAGAAGCACAACAGUGACAGAGGAUCUGUUGGCAGCGGUGUAUGUCUACUAUAAGCAGAGACACCUGACUCUACAGACACGAUCGCUGCUGCUGUCGUUUUACAGCAAGCUCUACCUGCAGGAGCAAGGAAAUACACACAUAGCGAGGAGUAAGGUGCUGUGUCGUUGGUUGGCAUCUCUUCCUGUGCAGUUGUCCCAGCUGGGCCAGCGUAACCCAGCUCUCUCUGCACGACUCAUCCUCUCAAUCCAGGCUGCCGCCUCUCGAAAACACAAAGACCUGCUCAACAGUCUGCAAACACACGCCUGCAUGCUCUAUGAUCCACAGGAAGGAGUUAUGGUGCUUUUACCAGUAGAGUCCCAGCAACGAAUGGUGCAACUGCUCUACUUUCUGCCCAAGAUGUCCCCGUCUCUCCUGGCCAACCUGAGCCACUGCUGCACCGCUGGACGAAUCUCUGCCGGCCUCACUGCCUCUCUGAUUCGUAUCGUACACCUUCGGUCAUCUUUGAGCGGCUGGUCGGUUGGGAGCCAGGAAGCGGCUCUGCAGGACGUGGACUACAUCAGCUUCUUGUUUUCCACCCUGACGGGAUUCUCGUCGGACAAGCUGGCCUCCCUGCAGGAGGCCGGCGACGCCCUUCCUCCCUCCCCUCUCUCACCUCUCAGCCUCUACCCCACGCCGCUGGAGCAGUUCACACACCACUGGGAUGUUGUCGAGGAAGUCUGCCACUGUCUGGAAACUCUGGGUUCAAAGUCUCAGUGCUUUGACAUCCUACAAAAUGGCAUUUGCAAAUACCUGACCAAGUUAGCGGUGGUGCCUGACAGUAUGGCGGCCGGGCUGCUCAGAGCUGUCUCCAGAUUACUGGACCUGUCCGUCCUGCCCAUCGAGCCCAUGCUGCGCUUCCUGUCUCAGUGCUGCCUCAGCCUGCUGGCUCUGCUCAUCACCCUGGAGCAGGAGGUACCGGCCGAAACCAACCACAAGAGGGAGGCAAUAUGGGGUGCCUGUGUGUCGGCGUUGAGCUCUGUUCCUCGCCUGCUUCGAAUGGUUCUGCAGUCAAUGCGCGUUGGAGAUCUGAGUGGAGAGGAGCGGCCACAGCUGGGACAGAUCCUGUCGCUGCUGCUGCAGCACACGCCGAUCCAGAACCAGCUGCUGGCCAACUCCGCUCUGCUGCAGGAGAUCAUACAACAGCUCACGAGGUAUUCCCGGGGAGCGACCAGGGAGCAAUGGCUGACGGACCUGCUCUACUGUUAUACCGUCUCCGUGGCUCACGGCUCCUCCGCUCGCCGUGGAAACCUGGGCCUUCGAGACAUUUACUGACCGCCACCUGGUGUGUUUCCCAGUUCACCCUCUCAAACAUCUCACAGUGACUCUGACAAACAAAACACUCACACAGCACAAAAGCGACGACGUACGUACGACGCAACUCUCAGACAGGAAUACAGUCGAUUGACAUGUUUGUUUAUUACGAGUGACAAUGAAUUCUUAACAUUCUUGUUUUAGCAGCUCUGGUUCUUUUAGUGUCUUGAGCUGCUUUAUUGCAUCAUUCUUAGCCUGGUAAUCGUUUGUCCUUCUUUUGCCUUUUCGGGGGAAAGUUGCAGAAUGUUGUCCAGUGUACCUGGCCGCUUUUUGAUACAAAAAAAACGAAAAGGGUUGGAAAAAAAGCGAUAAUAAACUUAAAUCCAAGUG
Anarrhichthys ocellatus (wolf-eel) is the source of this 3345-nucleotide messenger RNA. RefSeq names its product testis expressed 10 (gene tex10). The transcript is spliced from 16 exons. NCBI's taxonomy places the organism in Eukaryota, Metazoa, Chordata, Actinopteri, Perciformes, Anarhichadidae. Gene Ontology annotation, cellular component: nucleus; MLL1 complex. The record is from RefSeq and is a predicted model, not a curated record. The coding region runs from base 151 to 2976 and encodes 941 amino acids.